Desarmillaria tabescens is the source of this 2096-nucleotide messenger RNA. RefSeq names its product putative efflux transporter. The record is from RefSeq and is a predicted model, not a curated record. The transcript is spliced from 11 exons. Gene Ontology annotation, biological process: transmembrane transport. Gene Ontology annotation, cellular component: membrane. Gene Ontology annotation, molecular function: transmembrane transporter activity. NCBI's taxonomy places the organism in Eukaryota, Fungi, Basidiomycota, Agaricomycetes, Agaricales, Physalacriaceae. Bases 411 to 2012 code for a protein of 533 amino acids.
UGUUCCACGAUUUUUUUCUUUGGUUACGCUAAACCUGCACCAAUGUGACAAAUAUCAGGUUCUCGGACGAUCAUGCCAUGUUAGCAAGGUCACCGUCAACAGCUUCUUUCGCUGCGAUCAUGCUAUUCGCGGAAUUUUUUUGAUUCUGGCGUUUAGCUAUGCUCCUUCUCUAGAGUUUCUGUCCCAAGGCGCCUUGGAUGAAUGCGACGGCUCCAUGUUUUUCAUGUCUCUCCAUUCUGGCAGAACUUCUCGAGGUGCGGAGUGCUUCUAGGGUAGGGUGUCACUUGUACAAUGUGAUACCACAUUCAAGGUCGUUCGUGCUUUCUGCGCACAAGACCUAGCUCAUGUUGUCUGACGGUUCAGUCCAAGGCUUAUAAAGCUGCUGCAGACACUCCACUCCUUUCUCAAGCAUGUCUACAACACCACAGAACCAGAACAGCACCGUCGACCUCAACGCCUCGGAGGAGUCAAGUGUUGAAACCUUGGCUGCUCAACGAAGCGUUGUCAAGUCGACGUUAGUCGGACUAGCGUGUGCAAUGGCGCAAAUCGUUAACAGCACCAAUACUAGCGCUGUAUCUGUCGUGCUACCAACUCUGGCAAAAGACCUGAACAUUCCAGAAGCAAGAUUGAACUGGGUUGCGUCUGCAGGGCCAUUAGUCACAGGAUGUUUCUUGAUAAUGUUUGGUCGAAUUUGCGACCUUUAUGGUCGCAAGAAGCCAUUCGUAUUUGGUUCUUUAUGGAUGGCAUUUUUUACGUUAGCGCUCACCUUUGCUACUAACGAUAUCAGUAUGGACAUACUAAGAGGUUUACAAGGUUUAGGACGUGCCGCCAUGAUGCCUGCUGCAGUGGGAAUUCUCUCGGAUACAUUUAAAUCUCCCGAGGCCCGACGGAAAGCGUUCACUGCUUUCAGCGCAGGCCAGCCCAUCGGUACUGCUCUUGGCACAGUCGUCGGUGGUGCCUUAACCCAACUAACCAAACAAACCUGGAAAUCUCCGUUUUAUCUCAUUACGGGCCUCUCUGUAGCAACCUUGGCCCUUGGUGUAUACGCCAUUGAGGAAGACCCCCCUUCCAUCGAAAUGGAUCGCCGAAUUGACUGGAUUGGCCUGGUUCUCAUCAGCACUGGUCUCUUGCUUGUUGUAUUCGUCUUAUCUCAGGGUGAAACAGCACCGGAGGAAUGGAAAACUCCUUAUAUUAUUGCCCUCCUCGUCGUCGGCAUAGCGCUUGUGGUAGCAUUCUUUUUCUGGCAGCGCUACCUCGAAGGCAAGUAUAAUACGAAAACAGCGCCAUGGUGCUCACCACCAUUGAUGCGGGUGUCGUUAUGGAUGCGAGCAGGCGGCAGAGCCGCGGCUACAUUCUUCAUCACGCUCUUGACAUGGUGUGCUCUAUAUUCAUGGUUGUAUUGGGCUCAGUUGUAUUACCAGACCUUUAUUGGACUCCCGCCUCUCGUGACAGUCGUUCGCCUCCUACCCGCGUACAUCACUGGUGUGCUAUACAAUGUCAUUCUUACGAUGCUCAUAAGCCGGGUUCCCUUUGUACUUCUCAUGGUUUCCGGGAACGCUUUAACCGCCGUCGCGAGUCUGCUCUUCGCAGUGAUCGAUCCCAAGGCUGUUUAUUGGGCCUUCGGAUUCCCAGCCGCUGUUCUGGCGCCUGCAGGAGGGGGGUUUGCGUAUGCCUGUUCGAUGAUCUACCUUACGAAGGUAGCGAGGCCGCACGAGCAGAGCAUGGUUGGGGCUGUAGUUCAAACCAUGACACAGCUGGGCACAUCCCUGGGCGUUACAGUAUCCACUGUAAUUUUCGAUCAAGUAUCUCCAGAUUCAACAGACUCGCAAGAAAAUUCACCGGGUUUAGACAGUUACAAAGCAGCGCAAUGGACGACUCUCGCAUUUGCAGCCUUAGCCGCCUUGCUGGCCCUCAUCGCGUUUCAAGGUGUCGAAGUAGUGGAGCGCAAACGCGAGGUCUGCGACAGGGAGAGUGGCGAAUCCGUAAGCAGUGGCACGGUGACCGGAAAAUAAUAACACAACGCUCCCCUUUUUCCUUCUGUAUUUUUUGAGAGCGUAUAAUAUAUUUUGAACACUAUUGGCGUAUCGUCUAAGAUU